Aspergillus japonicus CBS 114.51 is the source of this 1421-nucleotide messenger RNA. RefSeq lists its product as uncharacterized. Bases 228 to 1328 code for a protein of 366 amino acids. NCBI's taxonomy places the organism in Eukaryota, Fungi, Ascomycota, Eurotiomycetes, Eurotiales, Aspergillaceae. The record is from RefSeq and is a predicted model, not a curated record. The transcript is spliced from 4 exons.
GAAGAAAGCCUACAUUAGUGGUUUGGGGCUUACAAUGUCCAAUAGGAGUGCUGCUCUAAAGGGUAGCGUAUGUCCAAUCCUAAAGCAGCUACGCAAACUUCGGAUUAUCUCCCCAGCCGGCACCACAUGAGCUACUCUCAACUCCCUCUUGAAUCGGUGGAAUCUGCCCCAUUCCCCCCACUUAACCAACCAGCUUUACUAAACCAAAUAUUCGCCUUCUUGUCCAAAUGGGUGUCGCGGAGAGCAAAGAGCUAGCCGAGUGCCUUCUUGUCGCUUGUCAACUUGCAGAAAACGAUGGCAAAACUGAAUUGGAUCCUAAAAAGAUAUUGAGAAAUAAGACUAUCAAUAGCACGUUGAAGCACAUCUGCAGAUAUAUUCCACGCGAUAUCCGUGGCUCUGCGUAUGAUUCAGCCUUGAAACGAGCGACUAAGCGCCCACCUGCAAAAAUUGAGAUUCCGCAAGUUGUACAAGACUUACAGGAGCGGCACAGGGUUCUUUUUUCAGCUCCACAAGCUCUACCAGAAUCGGAACAGUCGGAGAGCAGAGACCAGAUACAACGCUUUCCGGAGAUAAUCCCAGGGAACUCCUUAGCAGACUGCUACAGAGCGACUGUGCUUCAAGAAGAACAGCAACAGUUAUGCAACAUUCGUCUCAGAUUCUUAUACAUUAUAUUCUAUCGACUCAAACAAGAAAUCAGCCCAGGAAGUCAAUACGAAUACUAUUGUGCUGCUAAUUUUAUAGCCAGAACAAUCUGCGAUGCUAACCAUAGCAAUCAACCAAUUAAUGUCGUUGAAAAAAGAAUUCGCGCCUGGGUCGGUUAUGGUGAAAGAUAUGAGUCUUUGGCCAAUGAUUUGGGAGGACUCGGGGCAUUAUAUAUCCUCCCUGACCUUGGAGGGGAGAGCUUCUGGAAGAGAAAGCUUCCAAAGUCGGCAGAUAACCAGGGCAGAAUUUCCAUCAUACAGAAAUUGAAGCAGCAGGACAUUCCUGCCGAAGCUACCAGACGGGGUCUUCACAUCAUUGCAGACGAUGAAGUGAAAAGUAUACUUGAUCCCCUUCUGAAAUCGGUCAAGGAGAUCUUGAACCGGGGCCUUUCUCAAGCAAAUACCAUAAGCACCGCUCAAAAUAAGUCGAGUCAGCAUUCAGGCAACGCUAACACGAGAGAGCGCGUCUCUGCUGCACCUGAUCUUACCUCGGAAGCUAGCCAACCGCUUAGACAUAUCCACAAUGCCUCCUCCAAAUCUUCAUUUCAACCAAGCCACAAGUGUACCACUCAUGAGCGUUUAUGGAUAUCUCGAGCAACCGGGAUUACAUUCAACAAUGCAGAAUAAUUAUACCGAGCAAGGAGAUAUGCUACAAGUCGAAACAUACCAAUUUCCUGGGCAGUCUAGCUUUUACACGUCACCGCAGAGCACACUCGCUAC